Messenger RNA from Linepithema humile (Argentine ant), 4350 nucleotides. RefSeq names its product solute carrier family 35 member F5. NCBI's taxonomy places the organism in Eukaryota, Metazoa, Arthropoda, Insecta, Hymenoptera, Formicidae. The record is from RefSeq and is a predicted model, not a curated record. Gene Ontology annotation, cellular component: membrane.
AAGCCGAAUCGGAAUAUUGUUUGAACCUUGUCUAAUCCACACGAGCAGAUGAAACGAAACAGAAAUAUUAAAAGUCGGUUGCCUUGUAAACAGACGUGCGUCAAGAUUUUUUUAAAACCAACGACAAGGGCAAGCAAAGAAAGAGGAAGGGAGACAUUAUGCGCAUCGAUAACGACAUUGCUAUGUUGUGACAGUACUAUCAAUACGUGAUAACACUGACACACCUGUUAUCUGGUGCCAGCGUUCCAAGAUGUAGGCGGUUGCUACGACGCGGUGGCUUAUACGAAUUGCAGCUUCAAUACGCGACCGAUAACCGCAAUACUGCGUUCCCCGGAAGUGCACGAGUUACGGGAACGUAUACGAGACUUGAUAAUCAAGACGAUGUGGUAUGGAAUCGACAUUGGCUGAGGGCCGCGGCUGCAAACAGCCGGUUAGGGUUAGGUUAUCUCAUCAUUGUGACGUUGAAAAGAAAUUGGAAAAAUUUGCUUAUCGCUCUUCGACAUCUGUUAAUGCGAGCACCUUGCUCUGCAUUCGCAUUUUCAUAUACUGACAUAGGAAUAGUGGACGCAGAGUGCGUGAAAUUAAUUCCUAUGUUUACCUGAAAGAUAAAUAUGCAAUUGCAACGUAAGCAAAAAAAUCCAAGUAUAUUUAAGGGAGUCUAAGGGUGAAAGAAUCAAGAUGAGCUGUUCUGUAGAAUUACGUCAGCGCAGGCAACAAGGGAUGGCGGAGGAUCCUCAUAAACUUGCUGCGAUGAUGAAUAAAUCUCAAAGACUCGUAUUAGGACUUUUAGUUCUAUUACUGGUUGACAUAAUUUGGGUCUCCAGCUCUGAGCUUACCAAAGUACAACUAAGUUUUUACAUUUAUAGGGAUGCAACAUUUGAAAAACCCUUUUUUAGUACAUAUGUAAGGACAUCCAUGUUUACGCUUUAUUUGCUUGGAUUGUGCUUUUGGCCACCUUGGCGAGAACAAUGUAAUAAACCUGCAACAUAUAUGUUUAUAGACCCUAAUGUUGAAGAUGACAACUUCUAUUCGGAAGCCAAUACGAGUCUAAGUGAUCCAACAUUUGUUCCAAUAAAAACUCCGGAUCAUUGCGAUCGUUCAUCAGGCACAGAAAGUGAUGAUUCAUCUAUCCGCUCUGUAAGAUUUAGUAAACUAGCGGAAGUGCGCCAUAUGUCGGAAAGCGAUGCCACAGAAGCUCUAUUAGCGCGACUUAGUUAUCAAGCCAGUGUGAGAGCUGGAGAACAUGCAAGGAGACAGGCUAACAAAUUUUCUGUACAAAAAGUAGCUAAAAUAGCUCUUAUGUUUUGCUUAUUUUGGUUCAUGGCAAAUUACACAUACCAAAUAUCAUUGGAGCAAAUAGAGGCGAGAAUCGUGACUAUAUUGUCUUCGACAUCUAGUUUAUUCACUUUAAUCCUUGCUGCUUUUUUUCCCAGUAACGGAGGGGACAAGUUUUCAUUGUCCAAGCUAGCUGCUGUAGUUGUUAGCAUCUUUGGACUAAUAUUGGUCAGUUUUUCGGGUUUAACUGUACAAAGCAAUAGCGUGUCAACGGGCAUAAUAUUAGCUCUAGUCAGUGCUUUUUUCUAUGCCGCAUAUAUUGUAUUUUUGAAGAGGAAAGUGGAUCAUGAAGACAAGAUGGAUAUACCAAUGUUUUUCGGCUUCGUGGGAAUAUUCAACUUGACGCUACUGUGGCCUUUAUUCUUUAUUCUUCAUUAUGGUCAUUGGGAAGAAUUUGAAUGGCCCGAUAGUCAUCAAUGGACAUUCCUAAUUAUAAACGGCCUGAUUGGUACAGUUUUAAGCGAAGUACUUUGGCUAUGGGGUUGUUUUUUGACAUCGUCUCUCAUAGCAACAAUGGCUUUGAGCUUAACAAUGCCCAUGUCAAUGGUAGCCGAUGUCCUCCUAAAAAAAGUAGAAUACCCUUGUAUUUUCUACUUGGGUAGUAUUCCAAUGCUCUUAGCAUUUCUGACCGUAUCUCUUCUAUCUUAUUACGAUAAUUGGGAUCCUGUUAUGGAUUUAAUAAAAAGAUUUUAUAUCUGGAUUUGCAGAAAGAACAGAUCGAGAAUCCCAGAUCUCGAAGCAGAGCAGACAGAGUCCUUAAUAGGAAUAGACAGCAGUGAUCAUGAAGCUUAAUAAGACAAUAACGAGAGAAUCGCGCGAACACGGUAAAAUACUUCGUGUUAACAUACGUCAUCGUAGUAAGAACGAUUUGAUUAACAGGCAAGUUUUUAUAUAGGUUCUCGAGGUAUUUAUUUGAAAGUGUAGUACGCGGCUCCACAGGCCGUAAAACAAUUCUUUUAAUUCAAAACGUCUCGGUGUCACUUGCUUUACAUCACACGGUGAUACAAUGAUAAUCAAGAUUUCAUCUUUCUCCAAGCGCAUCUAUCGCUUUAAGCAUCAUAAAACGAUAUUACUGCCGGACAAUAACCGUUACGGAUCAAUUCACGACAAAUGAAAUGCUUUGUUUGUUCAAGUCUAUUCAUGCAUCUCUAAAACUACCUCUCUGCAUUUCUCAUCAGGGGGUCGAUUGUGCAUCAUGCAAUGUAGUGAAAAUUACAAAAGUGAGCAAAUUUACUAAAGUAUCUAUGACCUUAUUGGUCAAUAACCUAGUAAAUUUGCUCACUUUUGUAAUUUUUACUACAUUGCAUGAUACACAAUCGACUUCCAAUUCAUCUUAUAAGCAAACAUCGCUUUCAAACAUGAACUAGGCUCUGGUAAUUAUCAUUUCGAGACUAUACAAUUUAAAUCUUGCGCUAUGUACCCUGCAACUGGGUUCGCAAAGCAAGAAAUUCAGUGUCUUCACCAAAAUCUGUAUAUAGUAUGUGAUAAGAGUUGGUUAAAAUCAAAGAAAUAUUCGUUUAUGAGAUUAUACGUUUCCUAAACGGUAAUAUUUUUUAUGCUACUAAAGCUUUACAUCAUUGUAAUUGAUGAUUGAUGAAUGAAUAACUUAUCGGAGACAUUUUACUACACGCUAUAAGGAUAUACCUAGCACAUUCUGUACUUAUUGUUUCUAGUAUUUGGCUAAUUUUAGACAAAAGUAUUAUAAACUGAUAUAAAAUAUAGUUUUAAUAAGUAAAAAUUAGUGAAAAAAGGAAUGCUUUGGACCAAUUAAAAAUUUGAUGAUAGUAAAAAAAAAAAAGAAGUUCUUCAUAGAGUAAGAAGUCCAGUGAGAUGAGAUUGAAGUUUUAUAUUCGAUGAAAAAACAAUAAUUCAAAGUUACAUUAUAUUUCAUCUAGUCAAAGCACAUCUAUCAACUCGUAUUCCAAACUCGUAGUCCAAAAUUCAAUUUCACGAUUUCAUUCAACAAUUGCAACUCCUAUAAUAAAUAGCAAUUGCAGUCGGUUUUACAUCAUUUGCUAAUUAAUUUCUGCUGCUUCGAUAAUUAAUACGCACAAGUAUUACAAAAUUGUGUUCGAAUAUCAACAAGAUAUUACAAAGUCUAGAUAGGAUAGAUGUGUGAAAUAAGAACUGUGAAAUGAACUGUGUUUAAUCGACUUCAAAGCUCGCGGUUAUCGAAAAAGGUAUUAAUUAUUCGAAAUUAUGAACGUAUAACAAGUGUGUAAAAGUGAAAAUAAGAUAGAAAAGAAGUGUUCUUCUGCAGUUGCGAAAUUUAAUCCAUAUUUUUCAUCCGUAGAAAAAAUCGCAACAUUCACGUUCGACCUUCGAAGAAUUAAUACAUCUCGAUUGAUCUCAACUAAAUUAAAUGAUGCGUUAUAUUAUAUCGUAUUUUUAUUAUUAGUACGUUUUCUGACAUUGCAUCAGAGAAGAACAUGUCAGGACCUAUAUAUCUAUAUAACAUGGUAUCAGUAAUCUAUACAAACAAAAAAAAAAAGAGAAAAGGAAGGAAAGAGAAUUACCAACUGCUUUGACAAACAAGACGUGUAAAAGAAAAUCAAAGAGGGACAGUUGCAAUGUUAGAUUAACGAUGUGAUGUGAUAUAACAAUAAAUACAGUGCGCGAACAUACUUUAACAUUACCACAAUUAAUAGAGAGAAUAUCGUUAAGUAGUGAUCGAAUGAUCGUUCCUGUAAUAAUGUUAUAACCAGACUUGAAGUUCAAUUUAUGCGUUGGCCUAUGUCGCGCGCAUAAGCAGACUAUACUUUCCACCUUCGGUUAUAUGUCUAGCGUAGAGAUGUUUGCUAACAUAUUUAUCGGGUGUAAAAUCGGAUGUGUAAUCUCGUACUCGAGAUUUUGAAAAUGUUCCAAUCUCUUCUCUUUCUCUGUCUCCGUCUCUUUCUCUCAAGACUGGCUAUAACUAUGUUUACUGUAUAUUCGGUGUAAAUAUUAUGCCCUAAGUUAAACUUACAUAUUAUAUAAAUAUAAAGAUUAUGUAAUAAUAAAGUGUAUAAUCCGUAA